AUUGUGGAUCCCGAGGGGAACAGAUAAAACUAACGGAGGGGUUCCCUUACAAAUCCGAAACUACUACUUAACUAUAAAGCAGCCACGGACCCCUCGUUGUCAAGAUAUAUUGUCGUCUUGAUUCAGCUCGAGACCACGGUUCUGCAGAUACUAGACCAAGGAUAUCUUUUGAGACUCAACAUACUUGCAAAAUGGUGAAGGUCCUCUUAACCGGCGGCAGUGGCUACAUAGCUGCGCACGUAAUUCAGGUCCUACUUGACCAUGGAUUCGAUACGGUGGUGACUGUUCGGUCCGAAGAGAAGGGCAGGCGGAUCCUCGACAACCAUCCCAACGUUCCGAAGGAGAAGCUGUCAUAUGUGAUUGUUGAGGAUGUUGCGAAGGAAGGCGCAUUUGACGAGGCCGUCAAAUCAGACCCUCCCUUCGAUUACGUCCUCCAUACCGCGUCACCUUUCCACUUCAAUGUCCAGGAUCCCGAGAAGGACUUCCUCAACCCUGCCAUUAAGGGAACUACCGGUAUCCUGAAGGCCAUCAAGGCUUAUGCACCGACUGUCAAGAGAGUUGUCGUCACCUCAUCGUUCGCCGCGAUUGUGAACCCUCAACAACAUCCCAAAGUAUACAAUGAGACGUUCUGGAACCCGAUUACGUGGGAAGAGGGAUUGCAGCCAAGCAACGUCUACCGCGCUAGUAAAACUUUUGCGGAGAAGGCUGCUUGGGAGUUCGUUGAGAAGGAAAAGCCCAACUUCGAUUUGGCGACGAUCAACCCGCCCUUGGUAUUUGGACCUAUCGUUCAUUACCUCAACUCGCUCGAUGCGGUGAACACUUCCAACGCUCGUGUGAGAGAUCUGAUCCAGGGCAAGUCCAAGGAAAAGCUGCCGCCCACCGGUACAUUCCUCUGGGUAGACGUCCGCGAUGUUGCCCUUGCUCAUGUCCGAGCCAUUGAGGUCGCAGAGGCUGGUGGCCAGAGGUUCUUCGUCGUCGCUGGCCAGUUUUCGAACAAGCGAAUUGCCGAUAUUAUCCACGAGACUCAUCCCGAGCUAGAUGAUAAGUUGCCUCCAAAGGACACAGCGGAUGACUUCAACCCCGACAACUACCAGGCCGACAACUCCAAGUCCGUUAAGGUCCUGGGUUUGAAAUACCGUGAUCUGAAGGAGUCCAUCUCGGACACUGUGAAGUCCCUGCUGGCAGUUGGCGCUUAGAUCUGUAGAGCACGCGGGAAUCUGUGCAUGGCAGCGGCUGUUUUUCUACGAGUAUAAUAUAUAUAGACAUCAUGAAUAUGUGUUAAUUUUUAAAUAUGAAGCGCGUCCCUCCAUAUUUCUAGCCACCACAGUCGAACUCAAGAGCUUCCGAUAGAUGGGUCUGACUAGCGUGUGGUGUUUCUAUGGAGUCCCGUAGUGCGCACCUCGUCC
Molecule: messenger RNA, 1406 nt
Organism: Paecilomyces variotii
Lineage: Eukaryota; Fungi; Ascomycota; Eurotiomycetes; Eurotiales; Thermoascaceae
Exons: 5
Coding region: 192-1196 (334 amino acids)
Molecular function (GO): oxidoreductase activity, acting on the CH-OH group of donors, NAD or NADP as acceptor
Source: RefSeq, a predicted model, not a curated record